AUGUCCUUUGGUCCUCGCGAUGCGGCCACCGUAUCAGAAAGCAAGAUCAAUAGACAGCGAGAAGGGUUGAGAGAUCCGGAUUCGUCACGGUCUGACCGCGCCGGAGUAGCAGAAGGCAACGCCGCCUUGAAGGCACCAGCCUCAUGUAAUGAAGGGAAAUACAAUGAUGAGCUUUGCCAAUCACACGUCGCUUCUGAGUACAGUGUAUCUGAUGCAUCUGAUGAUUCGAUGAACUCGAACAAGAGUGAAUACACCCCGCCAGAGAGCCCUGGACCAGAACCGCCGCCAGUCGAGGUAACAAAGAUUGCGGAACUAUCGCUGGAAGAUAAUGUUCGAUCAACGGCGCCCUCGAUUGCUUGUGAACAGAACCCCAAGACCAGUCAUGGAAAUUCGGUCAAACGACCUGCUAGUGAGGACUUGUCGCGUGAUCAUGAUGGACAGUCAUCAGGCAGCAAAGCAAUGUGUGCCAGUCGGAUCUCUGGCCCACAGUCGCCGUCGAAGAGAUCGCCCCCAAGACGUAGAUCACCUCGCAAGUCACCAAGCAGAUCUAGACGUUCCGAAAAACAUGAUGACGGAGCCAACAUGCCUGGGCGACUUCCCAGCUUACAUGAGACCAAGCAGUCCCGUCAGGACUCGGGGUACAUCUCGCGGAAAACUACGAUGUUGCAGACAUGGGAAGCAGCUUCGAAGGAGAAGUCCAAUCCUGUACAACCAAAGCUCGCCGCCACGGCUGUCACCCGAAAGCAGCCAAAUCACGUGCCAACCAUGACCAUCCCAAUACCCAAGCAGACGACGAUCAUCACUGUACCACAGAAAGCACGCUGGCCAGGACUUAUACUGCAGCCCGACAGCUCCACCAUCUCCGAAGAUCAGCUCACAGCAGAGAUUAAGGGUAUCUACGCUGGGCUAGUGAUCGUCGAAGCCAAAUGCAUCAACAUCGAUAAGGCCCAGGCCUCCGACCUCUCGAUGGUGCUUGACGCAAGCCAGUGGCAGGCACUAAUUGCGUUGCAUCGUACACUGCUGUACGAGCACCAUGAUUUCAUGAUGGCCACGCAACAUCCGUCUGCUACUCCAGCGCUUCGUGCGUUGCCAGUCAAGUACAGCAUGCCAGCCCGGAUGUGGAAGCAUGGCAUACAUGCCUUUCUCGAAGUGCUAAGGCAUCGUAGGCCAGAUUCGCAGGACUAUAUGAUGUCUUUCAUAUAUCUGGCUUACCAAAUGACAACGCUGCUGUACGAGACUAUUCCCAUCUUCCUUGAUACUUGGAUAGAAUGCUUAGGAGACUUGGCUCGGUACAGAAUGGCCAUCGAAGAAGACAGAGAACCACACGCGCAAUGGGGUGCCGUGGCGGCGUCAUGGUAUCUCAAAGCGUCUGACAGGCAUCCCCAGGUGGGUCGCUUGUACCAUCACCUGGCGAUACUUGAGCGUCCUAGCCUGCGCAAGGUAGCAUGCUACGGGAAGUCUUUGACUUGCGUUGUGCCAUUCGCUAAUGCCAAUGACUCACUUCGGACGCUAUACGGGCCAUUGGCGCAGCAGUCGCAUCUGACACAAUCACCGCGGAUUCUGGCCGAAGCCUGCUUUUGCAAACUGCAUGCGGUGAUCUUCCUCGCCAAGGAUGAUCGGACUAUCAGGGACGCCUCGGUCGAGGCCCUUGGUUUCCUGCAGCAGCCGAAGACAUUUUCAUGGCGGGACUGUGGAUCCUCCUUGGCAGUGGCCAAUAUCUCGCCGCUCCUCAUGUUUGGCGCGGCUACUAAUCCGCUCCGGAUGGCGUUUGACGUAGCGAUACGGAAUAGAUUGCAACGAAGCGAGACUCCUACUCAAACCAAUGCGACAAGUUUUGACAGCAUCGUCGGACCCAUCAACAGCAAUACAGAUGAGACUCGACGACAGCUUAGCUGGUCGAAGGACCUGCUACUGGCUUCUGUUCAUACGGCUAUGCAGUGUCCCCCAGGCACGGCGGCAUUUUCAAAGGAUAGCAUGGCGUUCAGGGAUACAAUUGCUUUCGUUGGCGUUAUGAUGUGUUUUCUUUCAUCCCUAUCUUGGCUUUAUGGUGAGAUGGCAGUGGAAGCAGGAUCAAGUGUUCCCUUACCCCUCCGCAUGGAAGAUGUUGCGUGGCCGUUGGUGGCCACCUACCUCAAUCGUUUGGCACGCUUGUAUCCCAUCACGAUCAACAUAAUUCAGUGUGCGCAGCAAGGUGUGUGGCCAGAGAAGGCUGGUGUGGCAAAGCCAUUACCCGAGGAUUGGAUGAUACGAGGACUCGUAUGGACGUUCUGGGAAUUCUGCCCGGGGUGGUUCAUCCUGGACGAGGAUGAGGAGUGGCCCCGCUCUAUGGACGCAGCUGGUGCUGAAGCAAGAGCGAUGAGACCCCUUUACUACGGACUACGUAUAGUAUUCCAAACGUCUUACCUUGCGUACGAGGCUAAGGGACGUGGCUUCUGGACCGACAUGAAGAUGCCAACUCCCACGAGCCUAGAGCUUGAUGUUACGUCAUCAGUGAAAACUGAAGCACCUCUCAGGGCUCUGGACAGGUCAACAACGACGUUCGCGGGAUCUCCAUCCCUAGAAGGCGAUUUUGUGCACGUACGCCGUCCUUCGAAGCCAUCGCAAGCAGCAACAGCAAGAACAUAUGCAUCAGUGGCCAAGGCGAGUCCAAAGGUAAGCAAAAAUAACAAUACAAAAAAGAGGCAGACAUACGAUGAUGUGAAAGUGUUCGAUUCCGAGGCGUCAGAUUAUGAGGUUGCGGAGGCAUGA
Messenger RNA from Recurvomyces mirabilis, 2748 nucleotides. RefSeq lists its product as uncharacterized. Gene Ontology annotation, molecular function: protein binding; telomeric repeat DNA binding; telomerase RNA binding. The record is from RefSeq and is a predicted model, not a curated record. Lineage: Eukaryota; Fungi; Ascomycota; Dothideomycetes; Mycosphaerellales; Teratosphaeriaceae. Bases 1 to 2748 code for a protein of 915 amino acids. The transcript has 5 exons. Gene Ontology annotation, cellular component: telomerase holoenzyme complex. Gene Ontology annotation, biological process: nuclear-transcribed mRNA catabolic process, nonsense-mediated decay.